Gadus macrocephalus (Pacific cod) is the source of this 1866-nucleotide messenger RNA. RefSeq names its product synaptojanin 2 binding protein (gene synj2bp). The transcript is spliced from 4 exons. Gene Ontology annotation, molecular function: protein binding. The coding region runs from base 176 to 625 and encodes 149 amino acids. NCBI's taxonomy places the organism in Eukaryota, Metazoa, Chordata, Actinopteri, Gadiformes, Gadidae. The record is from RefSeq and is a predicted model, not a curated record.
GUACGAUCCCUGCAGACUGCGCGGGGGAAGAAGACAUCCAGCCAGCAGACAAAACCGAAAGCGAAGCGAUCGAUCAGAAGUACUGCAUGAGGGGGAAAAAAUAGUUUGUCCCCCCCCCCCCCAUCUUCGGAUACACAGGAGUGUAACAAAAUAUUCACUGUACCCUAUUUUAAACAUGAAUGGCUCGACGCACUUCGUCGCCAACGUGGUGGACAUCCAGCUCAAGCGGGGACCUUCCGGCCUGGGCUUCAACAUAGUCGGAGGAGUGGACCAGCAAUAUGUGGUCAACGACAACGGCAUCUAUGUGUGUAAAAUCAAAGAGAACGGCGCGGCAGCACUGGACGGAAGACUAGAAGAGGGAGACAAGAUCCUGGCGAUAAACGGGAACAAGCUGGAGAACUGUAACCACGGAGUGGCGGUGGACCUGUUCCGGAGCGCCGGCGAGGACAUCCUGCUGCAGGUCCAGAAGAAGCACCCGCCCCACAGGAACGGCCCCUCCAGCCCGGAUGCGGGGGGGGACUCAGCGCUGCCCGCUCUGGGCGUGCUGGUGGGGGUUCUGGGCGCGGCCGCCCUGAUGGCCCUCCUCUACCUGCGCUUCCAGCCGACCCUCCGGAGGCCCUUUUAACCAAAGACACCCCCCCACUACCGCCCCCUCUUUUAUACCCCUGGCCGAGACACUUUACCCGGACCACACGGGAAACGAUUAACACAGUAACCUAACGAGACGUAGAACCAUCCUUUGUUUGGGGGUGUUGGUAGAUAUGAAGGUAGCCGGUGCCUGCCCCUUGUUUUGCAUAUGUAUAUGUACCUGUAUUUAUGUAUAUGUUACACGCCGUAAUCGUAGAGGUGUGAUCGCCGCCGCCGCCAAACAUGGCGCCUGACGUCGUUCUACGAAGGGGAGACGACUAAUGUAGCCCAUGCACUACAAGGAUUCCUUCGUAAUUAGCGUAGGUCAAAGGUCACCGCAUAGCACCCGACAUUUCAAUGCCACCCCCCUGUGUGUGUGUGUGUGUGUGUGUGUGUGUGUGUGUGUGUGAGAUACCAAUUCACAUCACUGUUCAUCCACAGCGCCUUUUCACAUCAGUGACCAAUCACAGCCCGCAGGCGGCCAUGUUUCUCUCCCCACCCAGGUUGUGUGUGUUUAAAAAAAAAAGAAAACGGGGUGUGAUUUCCAUGUGCAUAUUUGUCAAACGAAACAACAAAAGCCAUAUAAGUGCCGCUUCAUGUAUUGCGUCAUGAGGGAAGAGAGGUGAACUGCUAUAUUUAAUGGACUCUGAUUGCCUUGUUUCCAUUCUGUACAGGUUUGUCUGGUUGGCUCAUGGGAUGCGUAGAAAUGGUCGCGUUCAAUGGAACACAGUCACUGAUGGUGUUAUUUGUUAAUUGAACCCCGUCGUUGUCUGCCGAAUAUUUUGCAUACCGACGCUAAUUGGUGGCAAUGAAGAAAGUCACGUGUUGAUUGGGUGACGGAGGUCAGGUGGUUCGAUUGAUUGACCGCAGCUAAAUACUUUAUAUUUUCACCAUUGCGGUUGGGAAACAAAAGUUCUCAAUCUAAGAAAAACACCACCGACUCGUUGUUUUGCACUAUAACCACGGUCUCAAAUCAUUCUGUCAUUGCCUAGAAAGCCCAGCGGGUGUUUUUGAUGAGGGGGUUAAUUGCCAUGAUUGCUUUUGUUCAUGAUCAGUCAGUGUGAGGUGGAUGUCUUGGGUUUAACAUAGCUCUAGUGUGUAAAUACAUUUCGUUUGGCCGUGCUGGAUGAGAUAGUGAGUAUGUAAACGUAUGCCAGGAUGAAAGAUCAGAAUCAUUAAAUUAUGCAAAUACUAUGUGUUUGAGGACCAAGCACCUAUUAAAAUUCAUGUUGAAUUCUC